GAGAGAGAGAGAGAAAGAGUGGGGGAUGGCAUGUCAUUCAUGGGGCAUGAAUAGGGUGGGUAAGAGUCAGGAGACAAUUGCAAACAGAGAGCAUUAGUUUGAGUGGCUUACAGUGAAGGAACCAUUUGCUGAGACAUUCAUUGUUUUUGGACAUGUUAUUUUCAUUGUAAUGGUGGUCAUGGUGGAGAUGGAUAUCUAUGACAGAACUACCAUGAAAUGAGGAAAAUUGCAUAUUAAUAUAAACAUUAAUUACACCUGAGGACACUUGACAUCUGAGUUUUGUGAUGGGCUGGAGGCGUAGAUGGGUCACACGCUCUGAAAUCUGAAUGCUUCUGUCUAACCUGAGCUGCUAGGCAGUGAGUUGGUGGUGUCAGUGCUGGGGGUCCCAAAUAGAAAUGAGGACUAAAAGUUGGUGGGAAUUUCUGGCCACAUUAACACUCCUACUGCCUUUAUGGAGAGAUAUAUCUGCAGUGGAAAUCCCUCCUGAUGUGAGGCAGCCUCCAAUGAUAACUAAGCAGAGUGUCCAAAAUCACAUUGUGGAGCCAACUGACCCCAUCACAGUGGAGUGUGAGGCCACUGGAAACCCUCCUCCAAUAUUCACAUGGACUCGUGAUGGAGUUUAUCUAAAUGUGGCGCGCGACCCUCAGGUCUCCAUGAAGAGACGUUCUGGCACACUGGAGAUUUUUUUCUGGGGACGGCCAGAAGAUUAUGAGGGCGUGUACCAGUGCACUGCUACUAAUGAGUUUGGCUCAGCUGUGUCCAGUCACAUUCAUUUGCGCGUCUCCAAGGCUCGUACGUGGCUGAAGGAGUAUUUGGAACCGGUGUCCGUGUUUAUUGGACUUCCUCUUAUUCUGCCCUGUAAUCCUCCAGUUGGCCCACCAAAGCCCCAGACCUACUGGAUGAACAGCUCAAUGGUACCAAUCCGGCAGGACCGUAGAGUUUCAAUGGCAGAGAAUGGAGAUCUGUACUUCUCCAGUAUUGUAGCUGAAGAUUCUCUCACAAACUACGUCUGCACGGCCCGCUUCCCCAACUCCAAUACCAUCCAGCAGAAGCCUCCUCUCAUCCUUCAGGUGCUCACAGCGCGUAUGGCGGCUCAGAUUGCUCCUAAAUUUAUGAAGCCCAAAGGGACAGCCAGCACUCAGAUCGCCAUGCUGGGGGAGGAGCUUGUCUUGGAAUGUUUCGCCUCUGGAGUUCCAGCUCCCUCCAUCAAAUGGACUAAAGACUGGGAAGCAUUGUCCAUGCAGGGCAUGAAGCUGGAGAACUUCAAUAAGACUCUCCGCAUUAAGAAAGUCUCCAUGGAGGAUGGAGGCGAAUAUAUCUGCACUGCCACCAACAGGAUGGGGAGCCUCGACCACAUCAUCACUGUCAGAGUUAAAUCGGCUCCAUUCUGGGUGGAGAAGCCAGAGAGUCUGGUUCUGUCUCGAGACGACAGUGGGCAGAUAGUGUGUCAAGCUGAUGGAAUCCCCAGACCUCAGAUACGGUGGCUAGUUAAUGGAGAACCUAUAGAGGAUGCUCCUAAGAGUCCAGGCAGACAGGUAUCAGGAGACACUCUGAUAUUUCGCUCUGUGGUACCAGACAGCACAGCUGUGUUCCAGUGUAACGCAUCCAACCAGUAUGGCUACAUAUUGGCCAAUGCCUUCCUCGCAGUCAUGGAUAUGAGGCCUCGAUUGCUUGGCUUCAGAGACCAGCUGGUUAAAGUGACAGAGGGGUCACAAACUCAUCUGCACUGUCCAUAUUUUGGAUCCCCAAAACCAGAUUUGCGAUGGUCUAAAGGUGGGCUGGGUUCAUUAGAAGGUGGUCGUUAUAGAAUUCUUGCUAAUGGAACACUGGAGAUCAGACGCACCAAACUCCAGGACCAGGGGGCGUAUCUCUGUGUUGCCAGUAACGUCAUUGGACGAGAUGAGAUGGAGGUACAGCUGGAGGUCAAAGAGCCAACUAAAAUCCUGCGUGCCCCACACAAUGUGAUUGUGAUAAAGGGGAGCUUGGCACGCUUUGAUUGUAAGAUCCAAACCGAUCCAACCCUGGAGGUGACUGUCACUUGGCUCAAGGACAAAAAAUUCCUGAUCUUAGGUAGAAGGAUGACGAAGGAUGGGGACUCUCUGAGCAUCGCUGAUGUGUAUAGAAGGGAUGAGGGCAUUUAUACAUGCAGGAUUAAGACAGAAGUGGAGGAGAUCAGUGUAUCAGCCAAACUCACUGUGAUGGACCGUCCUGACCCCCCUACUGACCUAGAGGUGUCAGAUCCAUCAGAGAGAAGCGUCAGACUCACUUGGAUACCAGGACUGAGCAACCAUAGCCCUGUUAAAGAGUAUCUGGUGCAGUAUACUGAAGAUCUCCUUGCUGACUAUUGGCUAGUACCAAGUGGCUGGAAGAACAUGACCAGUUACCCUGGCAACCUGAAUUCUGUUGUGCUAAAACUCACACCGUUUGUUGGGUACCAGUUCCGAAUUAUCGCUAUCAAUGCCAUUGGCCCCAGCAGACCCAGCAAGCCAUCCACCUAUUAUGAGACUGGAGGAGCUGUGCCGGAUGCCAUUCCAAGAAACAUCAAAGGAAUGGGAACUGGACUGUUCAGAAAUAACAUGGAGAUCAGCUGGGAGCCAUUGGAGUAUAGAGAGUGGAACGGGCCAAAGCUCCGCUACAUGGUGUGGUGGAGGCGGCAACACUCCAGAGAGGAGUGGAAGAACUACACCACCUACUGGUGGUGCAGUCACAUCAUCUACGAGACGGACACCUUCACUCCCUACGAGAUAAAAGUGCAGGCUGUCAAUGACUUUGGCCUUGGGCCAGAAUCCCCUGUUGUCAUUGGCUACUCUGGGGAGGAUCGUCCCACUGUUGCCCCGACUGACCUGCGAGUCUCUGAUGUUGAGAGCACAAAACUGACAGUGCACUGGCAGCCUGUGCCCCGAGCCAGCAUCAUGGGAGAGAUUAAGGAGUACACGGUGUAUUACUGGCGAGAGAGCAGCCGUCUGCCUCAUCACAGUGUUAGCCGGAGGAUCAAGUCUAAGAGUUUCAAAGCAAAUGGGCCACGGCUCUCCGGUACCCUCACAGGUCUGAUCCCCUACAGCAACUACAUGAUGUACAUUGUGGUGGCCAACAACCGUUACGAGGGUCCACCCAGCAACAGGAUUGAGUUCCAGACACUCGAGGGAGUCCCCUCCGCCCCCAGGUCUUUCAGGAUCACGCACAGGCAUUAUGACACAAUCUACCUGGACUGGGAAGAGCCUACGGAACCCAAUGGCCUGUUAACUGGAUACAUCCUCAAAUACCAGACACUGAACGUGUCUGCGGGAGAGAGGAUGCAGGUGGAGCACAUUCCCCCCAACACGACCUACUUCUCACUGCGUCGCUUCGACCGCUACACUCGUUACAAGUUCACUCUGGCAGCCCAGACGCAGAUCGGAGUGGGGGAAGCGGUCACAGAGGAGUCACCCCAUUUCACCACUGAAGAAUAUACCCGGGAGCAAGUGGAUAUAGCCACUCAGGGAUGGUUCAUUGGCUUGAUGUGUGCCAUUGCCCUCCUGGUUCUCAUUAUGCUCACGGUCUUCUUCAUCAAAAGGAGUCGUGGAGGAAAGUACCCAGUACGGGAUAAACGAGAUUUUGCACUUGAGCCAAUGGAUGAGAAGGAUGAGGGGACUUUUGACUACAGGUCUCUUGAAAGGAUAACACGAGUGACCAGCCUACCUUACUCCAGACGUGAGGAGGAAAGCCGUCAGGGCCGUAGUCAAGGCGCUAUUGAACACAUGCAGAAGAUGACAAACAGUGAUGACAGCCUGAUGGAAUACGUAGAGGAGGAUGAGAUCGAAUUCAACGAAGACGGCUCUUUCAUUGGAGAGUACACUGGAACCAAGAGAGACAAAGACAGCAGCCAAUACCACGAGAGCUCUGAGGCCACUUCACCUGUUGCCAUCUACUCUUUUGCAUAAAGCGACUCUCAUACACAGUGAAGGAGAGUAAUGUGUGAUGCCCGAAACUGGAAAAAACACAAUUAUACCUUCAAUACAACUAAGCAUGGACACGUGCUGGCCAUUUUCGGUCAUCUGAGAAGGCAAGACAGGACUGUUGGGACUUGGACUGAGACCAGGUGUGUUUAGCCAUUGGCUGCAUCAUGCAGUGAUUCAGCAUUUGGCAUGGCAAAGGCCUGUAGGUGGAAAGAAUUAUGUUACUGUGGCAUUUAACAGUUGGUGCUGAUUGACAGAGUGUCCUUUAAAUACCAAUCAGAAUUGAUUUUCAUGUUUGUGAAUGAAAAGAGUAGAAGCCAGUGACGGUAUGGAGGACGAGUCUGUUUAUCAUGUUGAUAAGAGAAAAGAAGUGAACAUGAUUUUGAUUGCGGAUGUUAACGAGCUGACUGGCAACUUUCAUUCUCCAGGAAUUUCGAAUGACAAUGUUUUUAUUUCCGCAAUCUUCACUAUCUGCUUAUAGAAGGUCCUCCAUUUAGAUGUUAACACACUGAGAGAAACAGUGGACGUAUACAGUGUAGGCAAGUCAGUUGAACCACUAUGACAUCACUAACACUACUUUUGACAUCAUUGCUACUAAAGGCUCCCCACUGUGAGUCUGCUGGUACAUUAUUUACACCUGCAUAGAUGUGAAGCUCAGUACAACGUAGCUACCAAUAUUUGUACUUUGUAUAUUGGAUCUCUACUGAUAUGACCGUGUAUUACAGUACUUCAUAUCAGUGCUUGAAGUAUGUGCGUUCUCCUUUGUUUGAACCGAAUGCAAACUGAAUCCUUUGUCUGUAUGUCUUAUGUCUCUAAUACUGUAAAUAAUGUAGUUUUGUCUGUGCAGUAAUAUCUUAAGCAAACUUAUUACAUCAUCUUAAAUAAAUUCCAACUCUCCAAAUA
This is a messenger RNA of Colossoma macropomum (tambaqui), 4838 nucleotides long. RefSeq names its product neurofascin homolog (chicken) b (gene nfascb). Gene Ontology annotation, molecular function: protein binding. The coding region runs from base 396 to 3920 and encodes 1174 amino acids. The record is from RefSeq and is a predicted model, not a curated record. NCBI's taxonomy places the organism in Eukaryota, Metazoa, Chordata, Actinopteri, Characiformes, Serrasalmidae. The transcript is spliced from 28 exons. Gene Ontology annotation, biological process: cell-cell adhesion.